This is a messenger RNA of Paramuricea clavata, 9244 nucleotides long. The record is from the annotation of a GenBank genome assembly. NCBI's taxonomy places the organism in Eukaryota, Metazoa, Cnidaria, Anthozoa, Malacalcyonacea, Plexauridae.
AUGGCGAGUUAUUUUGACAUGAACGAAUUCAGCGUAGAACAGCUUAUGGCUCUCAAUAGUAUCAUAGACAGUGAUAACGAGAUUGACGAAAGAGUAGAGAACAUCAUGGAGGACAAAACCUACAGGAUUGCACCUAGUGAUAAGGGCAAAGAUCCCCUUGAAGGAGAAAGACAAUUCGUAGAUGAAGUUGACCGUGAUAUGGAGGUAAAGAAACCAAGACGUCUUCCUUUGAACUAUAAGGGUAGAAGAGGAAUUAUGCCAACAUGGAAGUACUCCGAAAGACAAAAGGCUAAGGCCUUACUUGUAGAGGAGGCAUACCAAAGUCUACUAGCAAGGGGAGUUAAGGGGUUACCACCAACAAUGGGAGGUAGAUGGCGCACAGAUGAUCCCCAGGUGAAUGCGGAAAUUAGGAGAAUCGAAAAUGAGAGGAAUCGUAAGCGUCCCAGAGGUAGACCACCAAAGCCUAAGGUUGAUGGCGAAGUUAAGGUUCCUAAAAGGAGAGGUAGACCACCAAAGUCUAAGGUUGAUGGUGAAGUUAAGGUUCCUAAAAGGAGAGGUAGACCACCAAAGCCUAAGGUUGAUGUUAUACAACAAAAGCCUAAGGUUAGAAGGCAAACUGUCGCGGAAAGAUUCCUGAGUCAAAAUAGGAUAAAACUCUCGGUGCCUGCAAACAGUAUUAUAACUCCAACAGGUCCAGGUAAGUUCACGAUCAGUGUAGAUCUUAAUAAGAAACCCACAAGGAAAGCUCCUGAAGUGCCUAAGGGUGUAGCUCCAUGGAGACCAACACCUAAACCCAGAACUAGACUUCCUCCUAGGGAAAGACCUGUAUCGAAACCCAGAACGGUACUUCCCAAGGAAAGACCUGUACCGAAACCAAGGACUACAAAACCAGUGUCUCCUCCUAAGGUCCGUAAGCCUGUAAAGGUGUCAAGAGAAGUCAAGGAGCAGCCUAUAGUGGUUACACCAGAGAAACACGAAAUAGACCCAUUUGGAACUUACCUUGAAAAGCCAUUCCACAGAAAAAUUGAAACAGCCGCAAAUGGAGCUGCUGUAACUUACUCAAUAACUCCUCAUUAUAUGGACCCCCUGAAUCAGUUAACUGCAAGUAGACAGGUAGUGAGAGGAAUACUUGUGAACGAAUUGAAGAGAAUGGGAGGGUUGAAGUACACAGAGACAAUAAAGGUGAGAAUGUCGAAGGAGAUAGGUAACGGUAAAACAAAGAAGGACUCAAUCUACUUCAAGUCUAAAACUGCCACUGCAACUAACUUCGAGGAUAUUGAAAGUACAGCUGCUCAAAACCAACUAACAAUUUUGUCUAGAAUUGAAACCUUUCAAAACUUAGGUUCAAAUUGGAUUAUUCUCAAUAUUGAGAGCCAUUACGUGAACAUUGCAAUGUAUAAACCUCUAAAGGGUAGUUCAUAUAUGAAACUUCCUGGGGACAUUAGUAAUCCAAAGUGUGGGCUAAUCAAUAUGAAGAACAACGACAAUAUGUGUUUCCUGUGGAGUCAUGUGAGACAUCUAAGACCUAAAGCUAGAAGAGCAACUACUAUUACACGGAAGGAUAGGGAGUUUGUAGACAACCUGGAUUAUAGCGGUAUAGACUUCCCUGUGAAGAUAAGUGAUAUUGAUAAAAUUGAGAGGAAAAACAGUAUAAACAUAUCAGUGUUCGGUUAUAAGGGUAAAAAGCAGUUCUAUCCUAUAAGAAACUCAAAGGCUAAAUACAAUGAGCAUAUGGAGCUUCUACUGCUAGGUGACGGAAUGCUUUUCAGCGAAAGUGGAUACACACACAAGAAACACUUUUGUUUACACUGUCUUCAUAGUUGUGUAAGUAAAGAGGUACUGGAAAAACAUAAGGAGACAUGUCUGGAGGUAAAUGGAACUCAGGCUGUAAAGCUUCCCAAGGAAGGUACAAAAAUAAAGUUCAAAAAUCACAGGAAAUCGAUGCCUGUGCCGUUCGUGAUAUACGCUGAUUUUGAGUCAAUACUGGUACCAGAGGAGAGAAAAGUGGAGUCAGAAAACCCUGAGGACAAAAGUAGUACAGACCUUUACCAGACACACAAGGCUUGUAGUUUCGGGUUAAAGACUGUCUGCCAUUAUGAUGAUAAGUACUCUGGUGAGUAUAAGAGUUACGUUGGAGAGGAUGCUGCACUGGUCUUCCUAAAGACUGUAUUAAUAGAGUCUUUAAGAUGUAGAGAAAUGGUUAACAAUAUAUUCAAUAAAAAGAUGGUAAUUACACCUGAAGAAGAAGCUGAGUUCUGGAAGGCAAGAAACUGUUCAAUAUGUGGUAACGAUCUUGGUGAGGAUAGAGUAAGGGACCAUGAUCAUGUAACAGGAAUGUACCGUGGAGCUGCUCAUAAUAUAUGCAACCUAAAAUACAGAAUUACAUGGAAAGUACCUGUAGUCUUCCACAAUCUGAGAGGUUAUGACAGUCAUCUAAUUAUGCAGGAAAUUGGUAAGUUCAAGAUGAACAUUAACGUGAUCCCAAAUAAUAUGGAAAAAUACAUUUCAUUCUCACUGGGUAAAAAUCUUGUCUUCAUAGACUCUAUACAGUUUAUGGCUUCUUCACUAGAAGCACUGGUGAGUAACCUUUCACCUGAGGACUUUAAAAUAGUAGGUAAGAGGUGGAAGGGUGAGGACUUCAAUUUAGUAACACAAAAAGCAGUCUUUCCAUAUGAAUUUCUGGAUGAUAUUAGUAAACUUAAUACAGAGGGUCUUCCUAGUAGAGAUAAGUUUUACUCAUCACUGUAUGAGUCAGAGGUGAAGGAAGAAGAUUACCAAAGAGCUAGGAAAGUAUGGGAUCACUUUGGGAUUAAAACCAUGAGAGACUACCACGAUCUUUACCUAGAGACUGACGUUCUUUUGUUAGCCGAUGUAUUUGAAAACUUCAGGAGAACAUGUCUGGAAAAUUACAAACUUGACCCUGCAAAUUACAUGUCAGCACCUAGUCUAAGUUGGGACGCCUUCUUGAAACAGUCAGGUGAGGAAAUAGAACUUGUAAGUGAUAUGGACAUGUUUCAGUUCUUCGAGAAGGGAAUGAGAGGCGGUAUAAGUCAUAUUGCUCAUAGACACUCAACAGCUAAUAAUAAGUACAUGGAGACGUAUGAUGAGUCGUCUGAAAACAAGUACCUUAUGUACCUCGACGCUAACAAUUUAUAUGGCUGGGCGAUGUCACAACCACUACCUAAUGGAGAGUUCGAGUGGGUCGAGGAAGUUGAUGGUAUGAAUCUAGAUGAUUACCUAGGAGACAACGAAAGAGGGAUGGUUUUAGAGGUUGACAUGGAAUAUCCACAAGAACUUCACGACCUACAUAACGGUUAUCCUCUAGCACCAGAGAGUAAGGAAAUCAGUGCUUCUAUGUUGUCAGAUUAUGCAAAGAGUAUUGCUGAGAAAUUCCAGCUGACAAUUGGAGGAGUAAGAAAACUGGUAAACUCACUAGGACCCAGAAAGAACUACGUCUUACAUGUACGUAAUCUGAAACUCUACACAGACCUUGGAAUGAAACUCACGAAUGUUCAUAGAGCGGUUACAUUCAAGCAAUCUCCCUGGCUUAAGAACUAUAUUGACUUCAAUACAAAGAAAAGGUCAGUAGCUCGUAACACGUGCGAAAAGAACUUCUUCAAGCUAAUGAAUAAUUCAAUCUAUGGAAAAACAAUGGAAAAUCUUAGGAAAAGAGUUGAUGUAAAAUUAGUGUCCUCAAAAGACGACCUCCUAAAACUGACAGCAUCACCCUGCUUCCAGUCACAUCGAAUUAUGAAUGAGAACCUUAUAGUUGUAAAAAGAAUGAAGGAAGUUCUAACGCUAAAUAAACCGUGCUAUGUAGGAAUGAGCAUCUUAGACUUAUCCAAGACUUUAAUGUAUGAUUUCCACUACAACACAAUCAAGAAGGAAUACGGUAACAGGUCAAGGUUACUGUUCACUGAUACUGACAGCUUGAUGUAUGAAAUAAAGACGGAUGAUGUCUACGAGGACUUCAAGAGGAUCGGUAAAGAGCAAGACUGUUGGGAUAAUUCAGAUUACCCAAAAGAUUCUCCAUAUUACUCAACUCAUAACAAGAAGGUCAUAGGUAAGUUUAAGGACGAAGCUGAAGGAGUACCCAUAAUUGAGUUUGUUCGGUUAAGGUCUAAGAUGUACUCAUAUGUGAAGGAAAACGGUGGAGGUGGAAUGACCGCUAAAGGAGUCAAAAAGUAUGUCAUUAGAAAUAAGCUCACUCACGAGAACUUCAAGAAUGUAAUUAGUACGAAAGGUAGGAUGAGACAUAAUAUGAAUACAAUCAGGAGCAUCAAGCAUACAAUUGGAACUUACGAAAUGAGGAAGGUCACUCUAAGUUGCUUUGAUGAUAAAGGUAUAUCUUGGAAGAUGGAGUUACCAGUUAUGCUUACGGACACUACCUAACAAUUGAAGGAGGCCGUGAAAGUAGAGGUUGAAAGAAAAGUCGAACCUGUAAGUGAACUGAUAAAUGUGGGAAGACUACCAGAAGAAUAUACCCAAGAGGAAGCAAAUCACAUGAUAAUGGAAAGGGUAAGAAAUAAGUGUAGAAAACUGUGCCCCCUUCGAAGGACGCUAGUGGAACUUCUAUGGACUAGGAACAAUGAGGAGAUAUUACCACGGGAAGCUGGAGAUCGCAUAAAAGCUCUAGUAAACAUGGCAAUGGUAUAUGGAAGGUAGUUGUUCCAGCGUUGAUUGAAAAGCUUUAAUGGAAGGGUGUGUGUACCCUCAGGAGUGAAAUAAAAGAUGUUGAAUAGGCUUUGGAAUAGAGGAAUUGAAUGAGAUUGGUGGAGUUGAAAUUUGAAGAUUUGAAGAUUCGUUUUAAUUUUGUUAGAAAAUCUAGCGCCCAAAAAACCAGUAUGGUCUAGAAAAUAAAAUUAUGAUUAAAAAAUUCAGAUUGAGCCAGACGGAUUUCGGUUCACGGAAAAAUGGUCGGAAAUCUGAUCAUGCUCAUUAGCAUAAAAAAUGGUCUAGACACGCUAGUUCCUAUACUACUCACCUGAAAAUUUUUUCACGGAAAUGUUAGCAACCGUAGGGGGGGGGGAGAGGGAAAAUAAUUGCAAUCAUAUAAAAUGCAAUCUGAACAACAUUUUUCAUGAAGGCAAAGGGCGCUUGCCACCGGAGAGAGGGCACUUUUUGUGUUUUCUGAAAACUCCCCCCCGGUUCCUACGCCCCUGGUGUGGUUGUUCUCACAGGAUUUUCUGAAAAAUUCAAAAAAUUGGGUUUCAGUGAUAUAUGGGGCGGGAAGAAUAACAUCCUAAAUAGCACACCAAAAAAGUGAAUUGAAAGGCCAAAGUGGUUCUAUAUUUUAAGGGAUUAUGUUUAUGAAGGUAAAUGUCAAGGGGGUUCAAAUACUAAAUGGAGCAUAACUAGCAUGUUUACAAAGAUGUAUUUCUCUUUCGCAUAAACACUUCGGUCACAGUACGUAUAUGUAACCUUUACAAAUUAGAUUUCAAUUGACUUUUAAAAUCUAUAUGAGAAUGGUUAACAAUAUUUUCUCCUUUAUAUACUUUUUAAUAGGUUUUGCCAGGACUACAAGUACAACAGCAAAAAUCUCUUCCAAAUAUUGAGCCAGAUGAACUGGAAAAUCCUUCACCAUGUAUUGGCUCUGGAAGCUUUGGGCAGUGUCGUACAUGGUACUAUCCACGGUUUGAUAUAAACAUUGUUGAGAAGAUUAUGCCAGAUUCAAAUGAGACCACGGUUUAUAAAGAAGCACUGUAUCAGCAAAUGUUUUCCCAUAGAUGUGUGCUUCAUGUUUUUGGAAUAAACAAUACAAGGAAGCCAUAUUCCUUAUUUAUGGAGUUUGUUGGAAAGGACCUUCAAUCAUUGACAAUACACAAACUGUUGUAUGACAAACAAUCCAUGGAUAUUAUGGGAAGUAUGACAGUGCCAGAUUGGUUCAGAGUCUGUUAUGACAUUGCUAAUGCAUUACAAUACAUCCAUGAAAAGGGAUUCCUCCAUUGUGAUAUCAAAACAAACAAUGUUCUUGUGUCCCAUCACAAAAAUGGGUAUUUAAUUGACUUUGGGAAGGUGAAACAAAUUGCAUAUGCAUCAGGAAAGAAAUAUGCAAAGGUUUACAAUUAUAUUGCCGCCGAAGUCCUGAAUAGUCAUCCACCAAGUCCUGCAAGUGAUGUGUAUUCGUUUGGAAUCAUUACAAAGGCCAUCGGGGAAACCAUUGGAGAUAACACACUUCUUGAACUUGGACAACAGUCAUCAUCUGCAAUUCCUGCACAAAGGCCAAGCAUGAUACGACUUCUGUCAGCCUUAAAUCCAUAUACAUAUACAGGCAACACACUUGAUAAAGGACAGAAAAAAAACUAAGAUUAAUUAACCUAUUUACAGGACAUACCUACCAACGGCAAGUUAAAUUAUCUGGCAUUAGGCAGAGUAAAAUAUUAAAGUGGGGUGCAUUUGGGCACAUUUCCAGCUAAUGGGUCAUUAAUUAACACAAGAAAUGGGCAGAUAGUUUUGUUGACACAUUAACUAACUGGCAGGACCAUACUGUACCAUUGACGAGUAAAAUUGUGAGGCGUUAGAGUGUUAGACAGUAAAAUACUAAAGCUGGGCACAUUGCCAGCAAAUGGGCUACAGUAAGUAACUUAAAAUUAAUGAAUUAAAAGUUUCAAACUAAUUCAUUAAUGGUUGCAACAUAAUAAAACAAGAAUUUCUAAGUUAACAAGAUUUCACAUUCUAAACACCUCUUGGUAAUCAGGUCAAGUUUGCCAUAAUGAUUACUUACAGUGAGCUAUAUAAGUAUAAACCCGUAACUAUAAACAUUUUUAUCUAUGUGCAGAGCAAGAACUUCUAAGUUGUCAAGAUACAAUGUGUCUUUGGGCAACUGAUUGUCAAGAUAUUCUUGUCUUUCGGCAGUCAGUUCAAGCUUUGCAACAUGGUAAAAAUGCAUAAUUACGGUAAGCUAGUAUAAACUAUGAACCCAUAACCAACAUUUUAAUCUAUGUGCAGAGUAAGAACUUCUAAGUUGUCAAGAUACAGUGUGUCUUUGGGCAACUGAUUGUCAAGAUAUUCUUGUCUUUCGGCAGUCAGUUCAAGCUUUGCAACAUGGUAAAAAUGCAUAAUUACGGUAAGCUAGUAUAAACUAUGAACCCAUAACCAACAUUUUAAUCUAUGUGCAGAGUAAGAACUUCUAAGUUGUCAAGAUACAGUGUGUCUUUGGGCAACUGAUUGUCAAGAUAUUCUCGUCUUUCGGCAGUCAGUUCAUGCUUUGCAACAUGGUAAAAAUGCAUAAUUACAGUAAGCUAGUAUAAACUAUGAACCCAUAACCAACAUUUUAAUCUAUGUGCAGAGUAAGAACUUCUAAGUUAUCAAGAUACAGUGUGUCUUUGGGCAACUGAUUGUCAAGAUAUUCUUGUCUUUCGGCAGUCAGUUCAAGCUUUGCAACAUGGUAAAAAUGCAUAAUUACAGUAAGCUAGUAUAAACUAUAAACCCAUAACCAACAUUUUAAUCUACAUAGUCUAUGUGCAGAGUAAGAACUUCCAAGUUGUCAACUUGAAGAUACAGUGUGUCUUCACAUUAAUACAGUAUAUAAAUUAAUAACCAAAGCCAACAGUUACCAAAUAAUUGCUUGAUCCUGUAUAUUCGAACAGAACUCUAAGUGUUUUGUAGUAAUGUAAAUAUAUUAAUACUCUCAUCACAUUUGUUUGAAUAAAUAUUUUAAACGUUGUGGGGGUUUUUGUCCCCAUUUGUGUCGUUUGAUGCUUUUUACAUUUUGGUGGCAAAAGGGACGUAAUGUACAUGUGUCAAUCUAACAAUUUUUAUAUAAAAUAUACAAGCAGAAAGGCGAGAUUUUAUAUAGAAUCUGAAAGCCAGUCACUACGAAAACCCAUGCUUGGGUUUACUACAUGCAAAUUCACAAAUUAUUUCGAUUUUAGUCUAUGACUACAAAAUAGAAUACUACAAAUGCUUACCUUUUUAUAUAUCAAGUGAAGUUUACCUCUUGAAAAUCUUUAUUCUUAAAGUCAAACCUCGAGUUAAACAAUAAAUGAAUAAAAGCAGUCGUACCCUUUCUGCUCUCUGCACGUAAUACAACAACCGCAAAAAAAGUCGCAGAAUUGUCGUGCACGCGCGAAUUAACCUGGGGCGAGUGGAAAAGUGGAGAUAUGCAUUAAUCUACUUGAGUGGUACAGCCAAAUGAACUCAUGAUUAAGUGGAAGUCGAACAUCAAUAAACCUUAAUCACUAGAUAUGUUCAUGGAUUUUGGGCAAAUACGAGUCAAGUCUUUUAUGGCUUCAGGGGUUCUUGAAAACACAAGGUCUAGGAUAUUAUCUCCACGUGUAGAAUGAGUGUUAGUUUGUUCCAAAAAGAAGUCUAAAGUUAGUUCACGAAAUUCCACAGAGUUAGCUGAAACAGGUCUUCAGGCUACGAGAGUGGAGUUCCAAGUCAGUUCAGGGAAGUUAAAAUCACCAGUUAUAAGAAUCAGAUCAUAAUUUUGGGUGUCUUGUAAGAAUUCAGUAGACAUUUGAAACCAAGAUUCGGUUUUAUACUUCUGAGAUCGAUAACAGACACAUAAAAGAGCUUUUUUACUAUUUUGUUCAACUGGAUUUCGAUUGCAACAAUUUCUAGAAGAUCAUGCCAGUUUCGUUUAGGCAUUUUGAUGGCGUGCUGUAAGGAGCUCUGUGAUGAGCUCUCUGAUAAAACCGAUAUCUUUCUGAAUUUAUCGACAGCGAGUUUGAUUGAUUUUUUCGGCCAAAAGAAAAACAAAUUAACAUGGAGUGGAACCCUGAAUGACUUAAAAAUGUUUGUGUCAACAAUAAUCGAUGAAAAAGCCGCAGAAAGCGCCGUCUGGCGAUCACCAAGCGGCGGUAAGUGGUGUUUCACCUGCGAAGAUCUCGAGAUUACGUGGCACUCGAAGAGUGGAGCAAUAAUUUUUGACGGAGUCAAAGCGGGAAAUUUGGUAAAGCGAAUAAAAGAUAUCCUCUCAAAGCCAGACGACGCGGUGAAGACUAUCAAUAGCGAUCUUAACAUGGAAGCGAAUACUGAUCGAGGUUCGUCACGCAUCAUUGAAAACGAGGUAUCUAGUCAUAACAGUACUUGCUCUGUAGUUAUAGAGGGUAUAAAACUCGAGAUGGUAAUUUUGGAAAUCCGGCUACUCAAUACCAUAAAGGAGAAUAAGUCAGACAUUUGCUGGCUUAAAUUUAAAGUCAAAGAUCUAGAAGGUGUCAUCCGACAUCAGGAUGACGCAAUUCUCAAGUUCUCAGAAGAUAAUUUAAUUUUAAAAUCUAAAUUAUCCUCUUUUAAUUAA